ACUGUUUACAGGUAUGUUGCUGUCGGAGAUGAGCCUUUCCUGCAAAGUUAUGGUGACCAGUUUCAUCCAUUUGUAAUUGGAGCAGCAACAAACAUCCAGACAGCCUUGAUCAGGGCAAACUUGGCAAGCGAGGCGAAGGUCGUGGUUCCUUUCAGUUCUGAUACCAUCCAGUCAGAAUCCAACCUGCCCUCAAAAGGGCAUUAGUCUGAUCUCAACAAAACCAUGAGCCACCUCCUCACAUUUCUCAACAAGCAUCACUCGCCUUUCUUUGUGAACAUCUCACCUUUCCUGAGUCUCCACCGGAACAAGAACAUAUCCCUCGACUUCUCCAUCUUCAAAGAAACCGCACAUCCUCACAGUGACAGCCACAGAACCUACAAAAAUAGCUUUGACUUGAUCUAUGAUACUGUGGUUACUGCAUUAUCAACAGUUGGAUAUCCGGAAAUGGAUAUUGUUGUUGGGCAGAUUGGUUGGCCUACUGAUGGAGCAGCCAAAGCUACCUCAUCCGUAGCAGAGACCUUCAUGAAAGGCCUCAUAAGGCACCUCCAGAGCAAAUCAGGAACCCCACUGAGGCCUCGAGUUCCACCAACUGAAACAUACAUCUUUUCCCUCUUAGAUGAGGAUCAAAGAAGCAUAGCCGCAGGAAAUUUUGAAAGGCAUUGGGGUCUGUUCACCUUUGAAGGCCAAGCCAAGUACCAUGUAGACCUAGGCCAGGGAUCAAGAAACCUAGUAAAUGCACAGAACGUCAACUACCUUCCUUCCAGAUGGUGUGUUGUGAACAACAAUCGAGACUUGUCCAACGCAACUGCUAGUGCAUCAGAGGCAUGCUCAGUCGCAGACUGCACUGCUCUAUCUCCUGGCAGCUCCUGUUUCAACAUCAGUUGGUCCGCAAGCAUAUCUUAUUCAUUCAACAGCUACUACCAGCAACAUAAUCAACAAGCAGCUAGCUGUGACUUUGGUGGGUUGGGUUUGAUCACUACUGUCGACCCAUCAAUGGAGAAAUGCAGAUUUUCUAUUCAGCUCCACACUUCUCAUUCGUCCUCGCUUCAUCUUCUCCACCAAAUGCUCUUGGCAGCAGCAACCAUUUUGGUAUGUUUUUCCCAGUUUUAACAUCAUACAACAAUUCCAGUAAGAGUUCUUUCAGUCAUUUUCAUCAAAAAGCCUCCUGUUGUGGAUGUCUUCUGGGGUUGUGCAAGGUUCAACUGUUCAAGUUUUGUUUGCUCUAUUUUUAGAUGGAAAAGAGAGGGGGGAAUGAAAUGGCUUUGAGGUUCCACUCCUUGUUCACUUCAAAGCUCUGUGAUUGUUCCCAUUUGUAAUGGGAUUUAGCUGUUCACUGAAAAUUUCCAGAGUAGAAAGUGCCAUCUCAAUCUAUUAGCAUCCUGUGAAGCCAUCCUCUUUUUUUUUUUUGCUAAUUUCUGUAUUAUUUUUC
Vitis riparia (riverbank grape) is the source of this 1429-nucleotide messenger RNA. Its product is annotated as glucan endo-1,3-beta-glucosidase 9-like. The record is from RefSeq and is a predicted model, not a curated record. Gene Ontology annotation, molecular function: hydrolase activity, hydrolyzing O-glycosyl compounds. NCBI's taxonomy places the organism in Eukaryota, Viridiplantae, Streptophyta, Magnoliopsida, Vitales, Vitaceae. Gene Ontology annotation, cellular component: plasma membrane. Gene Ontology annotation, biological process: carbohydrate metabolic process.